AAAUUUCUACUCAGACUACAACAACCUCAUGGAAAACUUCGCCGCUCAUAAAUCAACCAAGACUAUGAGUUCCAAGAUUCCACAGGGAAAGAUUGAAAACUCUCAAAUGAAGAUGGAAGGGAGACUAGGGUUCUUUGGCUUAAUCAAAGAAUCUCUAAACAUCCAAUUGAAGAAUCCCAAUUUCAUCAUCUUUUCUUUCUUCGCCUCUGUUCCUUUGUUUUGCUCUAUGUGUUUGUAUGAGAUUGUUUUUCAGCAAACUUUGAUUGAAACAGGAAAGAUUAUACAAGAAACCAUUACUCCUCCUUCUAAGAGUCCUUAUGAAGACUUCAAUUAUGAUUAUGCAGAGCUGAUGAAUUUCGAAAGAUGGAUUGGAAAAGUUUCUCAUAAGUUUCUUCUUCUGGUUCUGUUAUACCUUGGGAUCCUAUAUUUCAUAGACUUCUUCAACACGAUUGCUAUAGUGGACGUAGCAUCGAUGAUCUACAAAGACGAAGAGCCCAUGAAUCUUCAUCACAUGUUCAGUAGAUUCAUCAAUGAAACAAGAUUCAAGGGGCCUCUUAUCACAUCCAUCUAUGUUCUUCUGUUAGCUUCUCUUAUUUCAUUUGGACUUGUCCCUUUGGCAGCAUAUGUAUUAAUAUACACUGAAUUAUAUUUUGUUUUCUUCACAAUCAUAUCUUUGGUGAUUUUUGUUGCUUUAUUAGCAAAAUAUAUAGAGUGGAGCGCUGUCUGGAACCUGGGUAUUGUGAUUUCAGUUUUAGAAGAAAGACAAGGUGAUGAGGCCUUAGUUGUUGCAGUAUAUCUAAGCAGAGGUAGAAAGCUAUGUGGAUUUGUUCUAAUGCUGGUAUUAUUUGCCUGGAGACUUGGCCUGAGAUUAUCAUGCCUCUAUGCUGGAUGGAAGACAGGAGGAGGUGAAGUCAUUGGCACAAUAUUACAUAUUGGGCUUGUUUGCUUGGCAAAUGUGUUAAAGUGGGUGAUCUUUGUGGUUUUCUUUUAUGAUUGUAAGAAGCAUAGUUCUGUGAAAAAGGUAGAUGCAGAGGAAGUUAGCUAGAGCAGUUAAGCAGUCACUCUGAUAAGAAAUAUAACCAUAUAUAUAUCUAUAGAAAUGAGCUCAAGUCAAUCUUCGUCUUCAUAUCAA
This is a messenger RNA of Hevea brasiliensis (rubber tree), 1132 nucleotides long. RefSeq lists its product as uncharacterized. The transcript has a single exon. The coding region runs from base 29 to 1045 and encodes 338 amino acids. Lineage: Eukaryota; Viridiplantae; Streptophyta; Magnoliopsida; Malpighiales; Euphorbiaceae. The record is from RefSeq and is a predicted model, not a curated record.